AUGGAUAUCUGCGCCUGGAUACUCAGCUUUUUUACGUCAGAGAUUCCACGACGUCCACGAACUGAUCACCGAAGAAAUCGAAGUACUGAAGAUUUCGAGGCCGACCUCUGUCAGCAAUGUCGGAAAGUACCCAGAGCUUACGACGAGACGACCAAAAGGUCACUCCCCUACUGCAGCAGAAAAUGUGCAGAACGGGCUGGAGCUAUACCGACAAGCUCAUCCACGAGAACUAGGCGUGUCGUGGGUUCCACCUCUGCGUUCAGUCCGUCGACAACCGCGCUAUCCUCGACAGCUCUUUCACCAUUCUCUAGUACGGACGAUCUCUGCGAGUUCUGUGGCGUGAAGCAGAAAUGGACAGACUCGACAGGCUUCACACACCCAUACUGCGGCAAAACCUGCGCACGAAAGAUGCGCACGAACAGCCAGAACAGGCCCAUAUCAAUGAAAUCGCCACUGGUCGGCUUCCAGGCGAUCUCGACGCCCAUGGCUAAUGGGGGCGAUCAGGCGCAGGCGCAAGCGACGACUGGCCAGGCCUCGUCGGAACUUUGUGAGGUAUGCGGCAAACGACCAAAGUAUGUCGAAUCGGAUGGACGGAAACAUCCAUACUGCAGCAGAACUUGCGCCGCCACACGAACGCCGCUAAAACCCCAAAACACCCAGCCCUUCUCACCAACGAGUCCAAUCUUCCUCCCCGGCGAAGCCACUGACCCGACGAAUGCCAUCCUCUUCUACCAUCGUCAUGAACCACAUUAUGGCUUCACGAACUUCUCGGACCAUCCUGUUACCUACAAAAAGAAGGUGUACCCGACGAGCGAGCAUCUGUUUCAGUCGUUCAAGUUUUUGAAGUAUAAACCUGAGAUCGCUGAGAAGAUCAGACAAUGCGAAAAUCCGAGGGCGGCAUUCCAAGAAGCGAGGAAAUACGCAUCAGACGUUCGGGCCGAUUGGUUCAAAGUGAAUAUCCGGAAGAUGGAUGAGGCGAUCGGACUCAAGUUCAAGCAGCAUCCUGAGCUCAAAGAUGAGCUGUUGGCUACGGGAAAUAAACUACUCGUCGAGAACGCCGGUGCAGCAGAUGCGUUCUGGGGUAACGGUGCUGAUGGGCAAGGGCGCAACGAGUUGGGCAAGGCGCUCAUGCGUCUGCGCAGUCGGCUUCGUGACGAGGCGUAG
Messenger RNA from Stereum hirsutum FP-91666 SS1, 1164 nucleotides. RefSeq names its product DUF1768-domain-containing protein. The transcript is spliced from 11 exons. The record is from RefSeq and is a predicted model, not a curated record. Lineage: Eukaryota; Fungi; Basidiomycota; Agaricomycetes; Russulales; Stereaceae. Bases 1 to 1164 code for a protein of 387 amino acids.